Penicillium waksmanii is the source of this 1482-nucleotide messenger RNA. Its product is annotated as class I SAM-dependent methyltransferase. Lineage: Eukaryota; Fungi; Ascomycota; Eurotiomycetes; Eurotiales; Aspergillaceae. Gene Ontology annotation, cellular component: mitochondrion. Bases 1 to 1482 code for a protein of 493 amino acids. The record is from RefSeq and is a predicted model, not a curated record. The transcript has 3 exons. Gene Ontology annotation, molecular function: protein-arginine omega-N symmetric methyltransferase activity.
AUGGACUCGCCCGUCCUCAACCAGCUGUUUAGACAGCUAUUUAGGCAUCCGGCUUGCCAAUCAUUACGGCAGUCUCCAUCCACCUUCUCCAGGCAAACACAAUCGCGUACAUUCUUCACCCGCCGCAGUGUCGCCAAGCGCAAGGUCCAGGAUGGUGGCACGCUGUGGACGAAACGUGGCGACAACCCGAAGAAUAUAGAUCAUGAGUACCAGACAUAUCCACUGGUCACGGCGAAUGACCUGCGAAAUCGCCGCCAACGGCCGAAGCAGGUCAAAAUGCUGACGCGCGAAUUCAUCGAUGACAGCCUUUAUAAUCCGCACUACGGCUAUUUCUCCAAACAUGCGACUAUCUUUACCCCCGGCGAGCCGUUCGACUUCAAUACCAUAGAAGAUGGUCCGGCCUUCCAAUCGCUCCUGGGCGACCGGUACAUUGAGUUUGAGGAUAAGCUUGAUGCGGUCAAGCCAGAUGAAUCAAGACAGCUGUGGCAUACCCCGACGGAGCUCUUCCGACCUUACUACGGCGAGUCGAUUGCGCGAUACCUAGUCUCCAACUACAAGCUCACCCUGUACCCAUAUCACGACUUGAUCAUCUAUGAAAUGGGUGCCGGUAACGGUACCAUGAUGUUGAACAUCCUAGACUUCAUUCGUGAUACGGAUUAUGAAGUGUACCAGCGCACAAAGUACAAGAUCAUUGAGAUCUCCUCGUCACUAGCCGAUAUCCAGAUGAAGAACUUGAUGGACACCCUCGAGACAGCUGGCCAUCGAGACCGUGUCGAGAUUGUGAACAAGUCCAUUUUUGACUGGAAUACAUACGUGCAUUCGCCUUGUUUCUUCCUCGCCCUCGAAGUCUUCGACAACUUCUCCCACGAUACCAUUCGCUACGACUGGAACACAGGGCUUCCCCAACAAGGCGGAGUACUUAUCGACGCGGACGGCGAAUUCCACGAGUACUACAAUGCCAAGUUGGACCCCGUGGCGGCUCGAUUCAUGCGUGUUCGUCAGGCUGCAGCUCGCCGCCCUUUUCCCAGUCCGCUCGGCCACCCAUAUCUCCGUGGCUUGCGUUCCAUGUCACCUUUCCGCGGUGACUAUACGCUGCCUGAGUAUGUUCCUACACGGAUGAUGGAGUUCUUUGAUGUUCUGAAUCAGUACUUCCCUGCGCACCGCCUUGUGGCAAGUGACUUCAAUGUCCUUCCUGAUGCCGUGCCAGGUAUCAAUGCGCCGGUCGUUCAGACUCGGUAUAAGCGAAAGACGGUGACUGUGUCGACACCAUUUGUUCACCAAGGAUACUUUGAUAUCUUCUUCCCAACUGAUUUCAAUGUGUUCGAAGAUGUAUACCGAGCCGUUACUGGCAAACUCACACAAGUUACGACUCAUGAGGAUUUCAUGAAUCGCUGGGCGUAUAUUGAAGAUACGGAGACACGGAAUGGCGAGAAUCCGCUGUUGUUCUGGUACAAGAACGCCAAUAUGUUGAUGACGGUAUAA